Messenger RNA from Gavialis gangeticus (Gharial), 2246 nucleotides. RefSeq names its product RAB11A, member RAS oncogene family (gene RAB11A). The transcript is spliced from 5 exons. Gene Ontology annotation, cellular component: axon; transport vesicle; postsynaptic recycling endosome. Lineage: Eukaryota; Metazoa; Chordata; Crocodylia; Gavialidae. Gene Ontology annotation, biological process: neurotransmitter receptor transport, endosome to postsynaptic membrane; melanosome transport; exocytosis. The coding region runs from base 102 to 752 and encodes 216 amino acids. The record is from RefSeq and is a predicted model, not a curated record. Gene Ontology annotation, molecular function: GTPase activity; GTP binding.
GCAGCGCCAGGGCGGGGCCGUGCGUCCGGCUCCUUAGUCCCCGGCGGCGGCGCGGCUCGGCUCGGCUCGGCUUGGCUCCGCUCCCCUCCCCCAUCGGCACCAUGGGCACCCGCGACGACGAGUACGACUAUCUCUUCAAAGUUGUCUUGAUUGGAGACUCUGGAGUAGGCAAGAGUAACCUUUUGUCUCGAUUUACCCGCAAUGAGUUUAACUUGGAAAGCAAAAGCACCAUUGGAGUGGAGUUUGCCACAAGAAGUAUUCAGGUUGAUGGGAAGACAAUAAAGGCGCAGAUAUGGGACACAGCAGGACAGGAACGAUACCGAGCCAUAACGUCCGCAUACUACCGUGGGGCUGUUGGGGCUUUGUUGGUUUAUGAUAUUGCCAAGCACCUUACGUAUGAAAACGUGGAGCGAUGGUUGAAAGAACUGCGAGACCAUGCUGACAGCAACAUCGUCAUUAUGCUUGUGGGGAACAAGAGCGACUUGCGUCACCUGAGAGCAGUCCCAACGGAUGAGGCUAGAGCUUUUGCAGAAAAGAAUGGCUUGUCAUUUAUUGAGACAUCCGCUUUGGACUCAACAAAUGUGGAGGCUGCUUUCCAGACUAUUCUGACAGAGAUCUACCGCAUCGUUUCUCAGAAGCAAAUGUCAGACAGACGUGAAAACGACAUGUCUCCAAGCAACAACGUGGUUCCCAUCCAUGUCCCACCGACCACUGAAAACAAACCAAAGAUGCAGUGCUGCCAGAAUAUAUAAGAAUUGUUUGUUCUUUCCUAAAAGGCUGUGUAUAUUCCCCAGGUCCAAGAUUUAAAUAUAUUUGUAAUUCUUGUGGUUACUUUUUUUUGUUGUUGUGUUCAGUUACUUUUUCUUCCUCCUGAAUUUCUCCAUGUCUUAAAUGUGUUGAUUUCAGUGUUUAAAAAAAUCAUUCAUUGCUUCAAGUGGCUGCAGCAUUUUUUUACGACGCCAGUAUGUAAGUCUUGGCUUGAAAAUUGUUUGGAAUAUUAACUGAUCACUUUUCCAACAAGAUGGCCACUGGUUGGAGUUUGAGAGUGCCAUUUAGUAAUCUGACUCAAAAAGGGUCAUUCUUGUCCUUCCUAAAUAAUUAUUGGCAUGUUAACCAAGUGAAUAUCUCUGGGCAGGACAAAUGGCAUAAUUUUCCCUGCCUCAAGUUGCCGUCUUGCAUUCAAAGAAAUGCCCAUUGCUCCAAACUCAGUCAUCAUGCUACGUGGUUUGUUUAGUCCAAUGUUAUGGCUAAAAAACCCUGUCCAACAGGCAGCAGGCAUUUGGCUAUAUGCAAAGGCACUUGAGUUGCAGUGGCUUGGUGCAAAUGAGGUUGUCAGGUUGGCGAAUGCUGCUGUGAGACUGAAGCAGGAGAAAGUGGUGGAAGCCUAUUCACGGUGCCUCUUGGAAAAUACAAGACAAAGCAACAUGAGCUCAACAGCUGAAGCGCUUCACUCUAGUAUUGUGGUUUGCAGCAGCUGUGUUGCUUGCCCAGGAGCUGGCCUCCACAGUGGUAACGGUAUCAGAAUUUGGGAAUACACUUUCCUUCUGCACUAGAUACAACUUCCCUCAAGGUUUCUAUCGUGGACUCACGGUUUGAUCCCAGUGUUUGCAAACGUGUGGUACAAAGGGAUUGCUGAAGCUUCCCUGUUAGUAUCUAUUCUUCUGUCUGAUUGUCUGGGAUAGCUUCCUCACUGGGCACACUUUUUCACUAGACCACACUUCUGUACAAAUAAUUUGCCUAGACUGUUUAAGAAUGUGUGAAUUGUGCCUUCUGCCACUAUAUCUUGAAAGCGCUGCAUAAAUUAGUGUCUCAUCCCAAAAUUCUCCACGAAAAUAUCCAAGUGUUUUGGUUAUUGGCACUUAAACUCCUGCAGUGUUUAAUAAAACGCUGCGUAAAGCAGUAGGGGGAAAUGACUGUAUGGGGAAGGGAGUUGCUCAGAUGCUGAUAUAACCCACUUGGAACUUCUGUGUAAGGGCAUGCCCACGCUGCUGCACUUCUCUAGCCAACUCUCCUGUCUUGCGGUGCUCAUGAUGUGUAAGGCACACGGAAGGCAUUGCUGUAGUCGGUCAUUUGUUUUAAAUCCAUUUCUCCUUCCAAUCUCUGGGUUUGGGAGAUGUCACUUGAUCUGUUUGUAAAUUACUUUGUAUUUUAUGCAUGUACUGUAACUUGAUUUCGUUAUUUCUUUUUUUAGAUUGAUUUAAAAUAUAUUCACUCAUUAUUCUAAUAAAGAAUACGGGGGACUAUUU